Molecule: messenger RNA, 765 nt
Organism: Miscanthus lutarioriparius
Lineage: Eukaryota; Viridiplantae; Streptophyta; Magnoliopsida; Poales; Poaceae
Source: the annotation of a GenBank genome assembly
AUGGCCGUCGAGUCGGUCGACGGGCCCGAGGCGGAGGACGUGUGGCUCGGGGCGCAGUGGGAGGCGGCGUGGCCAGGGCGGCGGGACCCGAAACUCGUCGUGUUCGCGGGUGGAGACGACGCGGUGGGGAGGUCCAGGAGCCUCACGGACGACGACCUGGAGGAGCUCAAGGGAUGCGUUGACCUGGGCUUCGGCUUCAGCUGCGACGAGAUCCCCGAGCUCCGGAGCACGCUCCCGGCGCUCCAACACUGCUACUCCAUGACCCAGCGCCUCCAACCGGCUGCCGCCACCACCCCGCCACCUAGGCGCCCGAGUGGAUGUGCCGCCUUGAUCUUCUCUGGGUCUGAUGCGAGCAUUGGAUGGGAGCAGAAGCCGAGGGUAAUCCCCCACCACAGCACGCCGCCGGUGAGCCCGCGACCACGGCAAGGGCGCAACCCAUCUCCCCAGCGCAUUUCGCCAGUUCCUCUCCUAGAAGCAGUGCAAGGUGUUCUCUCCUCCAGUGGAGCACAUUAUCAAGCUGCCCUGCUCCCCUCGACCGACGAUGGCCCUGCUCCCCGCGACCAUGGUGGCAUCAGGCCCUCUGUCGGCCGCUGCUGCCUGGUCACGGUCGCGGCCAGGCCAGGGAUGAGUUGUCCUACAUAUGAUGAUCUGUUCAAGGCGCAUGGACAGCCCUCCUCUUUGAUGUUUCUGAAAGCUAACAUGAAAAGAAUGGAUCUUAACGGUAGUGGAAAACUUAAAGCCAAUAACAAGGCAACUAACAACUAG